AUGCUCGAGACACGAUCCAUGGUCCCUGACCUUGUUGCUGCUGCUGUUGCAUGCCAGGACCGAUCGGGCCUCCAGGCUGCUGGAAUUGCGGCUGUCCAGGAGGACCUUGCUGGAACUGUUGUGGGCCUGGAGGUCCCUGGAGCAUGCCAGGCUGAGGAGAAGUUGCUGGUGGAGGAGCCUGUUGUCCUGGUUGGGGAGCAGGAGAGGCAGAUGGUGUUGACUGGGCAGACAGGUUGGAAGGUUGCGCCCCAGGAGCUGCUGGCUGCAUCUGUGUACCAGGCUGGAGGUUUUGAGCCCCGGAAGGAGUAG
Molecule: messenger RNA, 309 nt
Organism: Phaeoacremonium minimum UCRPA7
Lineage: Eukaryota; Fungi; Ascomycota; Sordariomycetes; Togniniales; Togniniaceae
Exons: 1
Coding region: 1-309 (102 amino acids)
Source: RefSeq, a predicted model, not a curated record